Hevea brasiliensis (rubber tree) is the source of this 1173-nucleotide messenger RNA. RefSeq names its product caffeoylshikimate esterase. Lineage: Eukaryota; Viridiplantae; Streptophyta; Magnoliopsida; Malpighiales; Euphorbiaceae. Bases 136 to 1104 code for a protein of 322 amino acids. The record is from RefSeq and is a predicted model, not a curated record. The transcript has a single exon. Gene Ontology annotation, molecular function: lipase activity. Gene Ontology annotation, cellular component: membrane.
UGCCAGGUAACUCUCAAUCUCCAUUCUCAUUAUUAUUCCAAUCAUUCCCAACUUUUCCCUUUCAAAAAUUUCUCUUCAAUUUUUUAUUUCCUGGAAAAAAAAAAAAAAAAGAAAGAAGAUCAGAAGGUAAUCAUUAUGUCUCACCCAAUCCACCAAGCCAAUGAAAAUAGCCCAUUUGGGGACUUCACAAGAGAAGAGUUCUACAGAAAGAACCAAAUUCUUCACCAACAAUCCUUCAUGCUCAACGAGGAGAACAUGAACAUCUUCACUCAAUCAUGGCGUCUUGAUUCCACCUUCAACCCUAAAGGGUUAGUAGCUAUGGUCCAUGGCUACUCCUCUGAAAGCAGCUGGCUCAAUGAGCUUACUGCAGUAGCUAUAGCCAAAAAUGGGUUCUUGGUCUGUGCUCUUGACCUCCAGGGCCAUGGCCGCUCUGAUGGGUUGCCUGGUCACAUACCAAAUAUCCAACCUGUUGUUAAUGAUUGCAUACAGUUUUUUGACUCUGUUAAGGCAGAUAAUCCCAAGCUUCCUGCUUUUCUUUAUGGAGAAUCACUAGGAGGUGCAAUUUCAGUUCUCAUAUGCUUACAGCAAAGAUUUGCAUGGAAUGGUUUGAUUUUGAACGGCUCAAUGUGUGGAAUUUCUCCCAAGUUUAAGCCCAUUUGGCCAUUGGAGAAGCUACUUCCUGUGGCUGCACUGUUUGCACCCACUUGGAAAGUAGUGGCCUCAAAGCCAGUGGCUAGCAAAUCUUACAAAGAAGAGUGGAAAAGAAGGUUGGUGGCAAAGAACCCGAAUCGCCGGACGACAGGGAAGCCACCGGCAGCGACAGCAUUAGAGUUUCUGAGGAUUUGUGAGUAUAUAAAGGGGCAUUGCCAUGAACUAGAGGUUCCAUUGCUGAUGGUGCAUGGGGAGGAUGAUAUGGUCUGUGACUUCAACUCUGCUAGGUUUGUGUAUGAAUCAGCUGCGAGCAAGGACAAAACUAUGAGGGUAUUUCCUGGUAUGUGGCACGUUUUGAUUGGAGAACCCAAGGAAAAUGUAGAGCUUGUAUUUGGGACUAUCUUCGCAUGGCUUGGAGAGCAUGCUCCUCAGGCUAAAACAGCCACAAAUUAGCUUCUUUUUUUUUUGCUUUAUUUUUAAGUGAUAAGUUUUAAUGUUUAAAUAAAAUCUCAUAUUCGUGAA